CAAACAGAGAUCCCUUUCAGUUACUCACUUUAAUAACCUGUAUCACCUAAGAAAACAGAGUGAAUACACUUGCAUUUCCCUUCAUCUUCCACUUCCUCAUUUCUCACCUCUCUCUCUACAAUAUGUCCAUAAUCCAUGAGAAAUCCCCCAAGCACUGCGCAGAGAAGCAAACAACAAAAAUACUCAACAAAUCAAAGAAGAAGCUCUUGUUCUGCGCGUCGACGUUCUUCCUCUGCAUCCUCUGCCUCAUACUCCUCUGUUUCAUCCUACACCCCUCCAAUCCCCACUUCUCUCUCACACAAGUUGACAUCAAUCACCUUAACAUAACAUCACCAUCACCCUUCCUCAACUCCUCCAUCAACCUCACUCUCCUAUCCACCAACCCUAACAAGGGAAUCGGAAUCUACUACGACGGAUUCCUCCUACACGCUUCCUACAACAGCCAGGCCAUCACUCUCGCCACCAGUGUUCCACCAUUCUUUCAAGAUCAUCAACAUCCCAACCUCCUCAACGCCUCGUUGCUCGGUAACCACCACCAUGUCGUCCCUUCUCUAGCUGCCGAAAAACUGCCGUUGGGUUUCACAGCCACCGGCAGCCUCAGGUGGAAAGUGGGGAAUUGGAUUUCUAAGAGAUAUGUUUUCAGUGUAGAUUGUGUGACUGUUUUGCCGUUGGGACGUAGAGAUUCGACUCUCUUGCCUUCCAAACAACCCACAGUUUGUUCUACUUCGUUCUGAAAUCUUACAUUCUUGAAUCUCCAUUGUGAUAUGCCCUUGGUUGUUUAUCAGCAAUAAGCUUUCUUCUUCAACAUUUUUUAUCAUUAAAUUUAAUACUAUUGUUUACUAUAAAUCUGUAUGUAUACAAUUAGUGAUUGUGCAUCGUA
Salvia hispanica is the source of this 880-nucleotide messenger RNA. Lineage: Eukaryota; Viridiplantae; Streptophyta; Magnoliopsida; Lamiales; Lamiaceae. The record is from RefSeq and is a predicted model, not a curated record.